AGACCUUGCAAAUGAAGGCGCAUGUCUGUUUCCUGUGCAGAGAAAUUUAAAUCCAUGACAACUUUUGAAAUUGCCAGUUUUGUCAAUAUUUUGAUGUUUAUACUACUUUAUACAUUUUUUAAUUUUGUAAUUACUUAUUUUCCUUGAUUAUUGAAGAUCGACGACAUAACUGAGGCCAGUAAGAAUGGCUGGCAUACCAAAACUACCAGGUUUCACCUUUAGUGAUCCCACUCUCACAAAGUUCCAUCUAUCCCAAACAUUCAACUUAUGCAAUGGUUACAAGUUGCCCAAGAAUAAUUUCCGGGGCAUUGGGGGCAGGGAAAUCGAUUCCAAUUCAGUGAAACAUCUUUCAAAACAGGAUGUUACCAGAUUUGACCCAUCACUCACCUAUGGUCGAACAAAAUCACAGGCUCUACCCCAAUUCACUCCACACUAUGUGCUGUACGACCAGAAAUGUCUGACUUUCAAAGCGUUUUUCAAACAGGCUGUUGUGGAGUCUGCCAACGAGUUCUAUAGAGUCAGGCACGUCAAUAUAAUAUAUUUCUUAGAAGAUGAUACUAUUACGGUUAUGGAACCAAAAACACCUAAUAGUGGAAUAGAUCAAGGAAGACUGAUACGUAGAAGCAAAAUUCCCAAAAACGACAUGGGUGCUUACUGGCACUGGAAAGAUCUGAAUGUUGGUAAAGAUAUAUUGUUUAAUGGUGUCGUAUUCCACACAGUGGACUGCGAUUUAUUCACGAGGGAGUAUAUGGCAAGUCAGGGUUUGGUGAUGGCUGAUCCGGAAGAAAUGCCAGUGGAUCCAUACACUUUUAAUAGGCAACAAUUGCAAGCGAGAGGCAGUGUUACCAAAACAGGACGAUGUGAUGAUAAACUACGGAGGUUUUUGGAAUACGAUGGCAAAGUCCUCAAUCAGAGGUAUACAGAUACACCAGCGACGUACCCCGCCAUAUAUUUGGAAGUAUCCGACGCAGAAAUAACGGAAUUCUACCAGCCGAAAGACUUCCAGAUAGGAGAAACAAUAUUCGUUCUAGGUCGCGACAUAUUACUCUACGACUGCGACAAAUUCACCAGAGACUACUUCAGAAAAGCCCUCUGCAUAGAACAGAAACCCGCCAUAGACAUUUCCGUACCAACAUCUCCUCCUACGCCGGCCCAAGUACCGCCCCACAACGGUCUAGGUUCCCUCGAGGAUUCCCUUCAGAAUACACUCACGUUCCUGCCGAAACCGCCGAAAAAGGACGUGAUGCGUCAGCUGCUGAACGCCAACAAAUAUCUCAGAUACGAAAUGGUUAUGGACGCGGUCCAUCCUGAAGACACCAUCAGGAGGUUCCUGUUGAGUUAUUCGUUGGCGGACAGUACUUGUUCCAUCCAGGAACCGCCGAUCAAAAAUUCCGGAAUAAUCGGCGGGAAGUACUUGAGAAGUACACUGCUGGUGAAACCAGGUUCUGACCCCCUCAACCCUGACUAUUACACUCCGGCAGACUUCUACAUAGGAGCCAUUAUAACGGUAUUCCAACAAAGAUUCAAAAUAAUCGGAGCGGAUUUGUAUGUGUACCGUUACAUGACUGCAAAUUCGAACAAGUUCCCUUGUGAAGUAAUACAGUCCAUAAGAAAUUACAUGUUCAACAAGGGCUACCUCAAGGAUGACGUCGAAGAUCAAGUGAAGGAUAAUCUCGAAACUGAAAGACAAUGGGAUCUUGAUACCAAAGGGGAUGGCCAACGUCAAACUGAAAUGGAGAAAUGCCUCCAACGACAAGGAGUCGACGAAGGCUACGAUCCAGAAUACGAAAAGAAUACUAUGGACAGAAUCCGCGAAGAGUACGAGGAAUCUGUGAAGCAUAAAUCGAAAAUCCAACCGUACGGCGUGAAGCCGGUGAACAUGGAAUGCGCCUAUCCGGUCAAUAUCGGAGACGUCAAGAGCACCAAGUGUACCGAAGAAGCUGCAGCACAGUACACUUCUUACACGCCCAAACACGUAGACACCCCUGAAGAAAUCAUAGCCAAACAUUAUACCAGAGUCUUGAAGGACCACCGAGCGAUUUGCGACGGUUCUCAUCCCGUCGAGUGCAUAGAACCGCCAUCUUCGGACCAGGAUUUGUGCCGAGAGUCGCAAAGACAAUUGGAACCUAAACCGAUAAUGGUCAGCCCACCCGAUAUUCCGCCCCAGGAGUGCAAAAUCAAGACCGUCACCUUCGCCGAAGAUCCGGACAGGUGCAACAAGAACAGACUGGACUUGUGCGAGCUCAAUCUCGAGAAGACUCAUUGCGAUUGUACCAAGUAUCAGAGAGAGUGCUAAAUUAUAUGUAGGUAUACAUAGUGGGCGCUGUUUGAAUUAUCACCAAACAUAUGGAGGCUUCAGGUGUGAAAUAUUAGGUUUACCUUGAUUUUCAUUAUUUUUUAUCAGUAGUAUUACGAGGGGGGCAUCGUGAAUAGUAGAGUGUACUAAAUUGUGGCCAUUUUACUAUUUUAGAGUAGUACUUGAUGAUACCAUAACAUCAACUCUAGCUUUUUAAGUUCUGAAGAUGAGCGGAAAAUAACAAAAAUUUCAAAAUUAUAUUUUUCUAUUAGCAGAGAUAUUAAAAUUCUAUUUCCACUAUACCAAAUGAACUUUCUAUAGGCUACCAGAAUAUAUUCAUAGAAUUUUCAUACAGGUUAUCCCAAAUUGGGGCACCAUCAACUUUGAACUUUAGAAUAUGAAUCUGUAUUUUUUGAAGCAAUUUAUUAUUCAAUAAUGGUCUUAUGAUAUUCAGAUAAGUUAAACUGAUCCCGAUAUUUCUAAUAGUUUUGGUAAUUUGAAAAUCAACAGGUAAAUUAUUAUUUUUUAUAAAUGAUGGAGUCACAAUGAAUAAUUGUUGGGAAUCAGUUGUUUGAUAUAUAGAAGUAUAUAGCUUUCACUCCUUGGUGGUAAUAAAAAUUAAUAAUUUGUUGAUUCAUUAAAACUAUGAUAUGAAGACUGCCAAUAAAAAAAAACUUCACUAUUUAAAAUUUCAAGUCAUCCUGUAUAAAAUUCUAUGAACAUAUGCUGAUAGCUCAUUGAAAGUUCCUGCGACAAAGUUUCCACUACAUCUUCCUGACCAAAAGAGCUAGAGACAAUUUUUUGGCGUCAUUGAAUGAUGUCUGAAAACUGGCAACUGUCACAAUUUAAUCUACCGUCUUAUUCUUACUGUUUACGAGAUUCCAUACAUUGACUUAAAUUUGGAUAGCUCUGUAUAUAUCCACUCAUUUUUGGUGUGAAUACCGUUUCUUUCUAUCAAAAAUGCUUGGUAUAAAAGCAGUGAUUCAUAUUAAAUCUGGUGUUAUUAUGGUCUAAAAUUCAUUGGAGCUUUUUUUACUCGAAGAAGAAUUUUGUAAAGAAUUGCAGGUUUUGCUAGUUGGAAAGUAUUGUUGGUGAUUAUCUCACAGUUCCCGCUUUGUAUAUAUUAUACCA
This is a messenger RNA of Leptinotarsa decemlineata (Colorado potato beetle), 3427 nucleotides long. Its product is annotated as EF-hand domain-containing protein 1. Gene Ontology annotation, cellular component: mitotic spindle; axoneme. The record is from RefSeq and is a predicted model, not a curated record. NCBI's taxonomy places the organism in Eukaryota, Metazoa, Arthropoda, Insecta, Coleoptera, Chrysomelidae. Gene Ontology annotation, biological process: mitotic spindle organization; cilium-dependent cell motility; mitotic cytokinesis. Gene Ontology annotation, molecular function: alpha-tubulin binding.